This is a messenger RNA of Rhinichthys klamathensis goyatoka, 960 nucleotides long. RefSeq lists its product as uncharacterized. Bases 1 to 960 code for a protein of 319 amino acids. The transcript has a single exon. The record is from RefSeq and is a predicted model, not a curated record. NCBI's taxonomy places the organism in Eukaryota, Metazoa, Chordata, Actinopteri, Cypriniformes, Leuciscidae.
AUGCCCAAAGAGGCCUUCAAUAUCCUCUGUGACCAGCUGCACCCAUACAUCAACCCUCAAACUACCAACAUGUUGGAUCCAGUACCUCUAGAGAAGAGGGUAGCAGUUACCAUCUACAAGCUUGCCAGUAAUGUUGAGUUCCAGGAUGUUGCCAACCUGUUUGGUAUUGGAACCAGCACCACCUGUAAUAUCUUCUGGGAGGUGUGUGAGACACUGAGUAAACUCAGGAGGGUUUUUGUGAAGAGGCCUAAAACUGUCCCUCAAGUCCAAGCCAUCAUCACAGGAUUUGAGAGGAAGACGGAAUUCCCCAUGUGUGCUGGGGCUUUGGAUGCCACGCACAUCCCAAUCAUUGCCCCAGCGAGCUAUCCCACUGACUAUUAUAACAGAAAAGGAUGGUACAGUAUUCUUCUUCAAGGACUUGUAGACCACACUUACAGCUUCCUUGAUUUUGAUGUUGGUUGGCCUGGGAAGUGCCACGAUGCAUACGUUUUUGAGUGUUCAUGUCUGUGUCGCAAGUUGGAGGAGGGUACCUUUUUCCCUCCAGUCAGCAGGAACAUCCAAGGCGUCGACAUACAUGUCCUGAUUGUGGUCGAUUCUGCCUACAGCUUGACUAGCAACAUAAUGAAGCCAUUCCCGGAAGGUACAGCGAGGGGUCCCAAGGCAGCCUACAACGCCUCCCUGAGCCGUGCUCAUAUCCAUGUUGAACAGGCAUUUGGUCGCCUCAAGGGCCGUUGGAGAUGCAUUAUGAAAAGAAAUGACUGUCAAACCCAAAAUGUGAAGUAUGUUGUGUCUGCUUGUGUAGUGUUGCACAACUUCUGUGAAAUGCAGAAAGUUGCUUACCAGGAACCCCAGGAAGAUGUGUUGGAUCAGCCAGGACCACAGCAGCAUGAUGUACCUGCUCUCUCCCCAGCAGAGCACAUCCGGGAGGCCUUAGUAGCUCAUAUUAAUACAAAUCAAUAA